AUGCUGGAUCCCAGCAAGAUUGGUACGGUAAAACCAAAAAAAGAGAGGCCAACAAAGCAAGAGAGGGAGGCUGAGAUAGAAGCUGCCCUUGAAGCUGCUAAGGGCAUGAAACUGAAGAAAAAGACAGAAGGAAGAAACAAGCCAGGUAAAAGGAUACAGAAAAAGCAAGAGGCAGUUGCUAGGGUGAAGAGGCCCUACUUGGAGCAGAAAAUUCAAGAGGAAAACAUAUCUAGAUAG
Molecule: messenger RNA, 237 nt
Organism: Sphenostylis stenocarpa
Lineage: Eukaryota; Viridiplantae; Streptophyta; Magnoliopsida; Fabales; Fabaceae
Source: the annotation of a GenBank genome assembly